GUGGAUUGAAGAAAAAUGGAGUCGCUUCGCCCUGAUCGAACCCUUUUAAAUCCUAGUUUUGAAGGCUACAAACUUUCUAUUGACGCUUUGAAUGUCUCUUCUACAACCUUGCCGUCUGCAGUAACUGAGGUACCCAUAGGAGACGAACUUUUGAUUUCAUUUCAGCACAUGCGAGCCUUUGGAAAUUUGAAUCACUUGGUGUUUGAUUCAUGGACUGAUGGCGGGAAAAAUGAGGCUGUUUAUUUUGUGAAUGAAAAUUAUGAAGUGCAAAGAGCCGCGGUCAAAGUAAGGUUUUGUUUGGUAUUGUUUACAAAAAAAGAAUACCCUUAAAAGUUAAGGUAUCAUACCGUAUAUUUGUGAAAUAUGAUGUGCACCUGAAUCAGUGCACGUGCUGUUCUUAUAAUUUGUUUGUUUAAGGCCUCGUUUGUAUGGAGGAAAUCGUCCCUGGUAGAUGGGAAGGGCCACCCUCCCAGCCUAGUCAACUUCACCGAUCGUUUGUAUCAGAAAAAAGGUGACCUUUUUUCCCCAAGUGCUAACAUAUGUGGUUGCUCAUGCUAUGAUUGCCUUGAUCGCUUUAACUGAGUUAACCUGACUGGGGGAGCCAAAGGAGAAAAGUUGGCUUGGUUAGGAGGGUGACCUUCACCAUCACAAAAGAAUGACCUGACCAGGUGUGUCACCCUACUAGCCAAGCCAACUCGUUCUUUUUGUAAGGAAAUGUAUCAAAAGUUGGCUCGGCCACGGUAGCUCUGGGGUGCUUACCAUUUGACAGAAAAUUUUGGAAAUUCUGGAUGGAAGGUAAAUGGUAAGGUCACUUUUCGGAAAUUACAACCGAAAAUUGAGGAGUACGUUUUGAGGUAGUCCUUUCAUUCCGGUUGGUACGCACCAAACGGAAUGUUGUUUAUCAUUAACCAAUUUCUCGGUUCCUUCCUGCUUCCAGACUCACGCUACCCAAAUUCGCCCUUUUUUGGAUUCAAACCGUAAUGGAUGUGGCAUAUCUACAGUAAACUAGUAAAUCGCUUACCAUUAUGCUUUCAACACCCCAACCGGUUUUUUCUGUCAAAUGAUAAGAACCCCUGGUAGGUAUGUGACCUGUCUACCUGUAACAACUUUUCUCCAUAGAAAUGGGACCUUAGAUCACCCAGUCAGUAAUCCAUCAUUUUACAAACCAAUAACAUGACUGAGAAGCGACGCAAAUGCUUUCAGACACCCUAAACACUGUGCAAGAGAGAAACCUCUGCUCGAAAGUGGAAAAAUAUUUGAUGAGGAGUUACUUAGCUUUGAAGUCCCUACCAUCUUUCCCUGAUUACCCAUCCUGCACUCUGCAAGAGGUGUGAACUGAUCUAUACCCAAGGGAUAAAGUUCCCUGUUCUCACUGCUCUUGUCCUGAAAUGAUUGAUUUGUAAUAAUAUUGAUUCACUAGAGGGUAUUCUCUUGUAUCCUCAAUUUUGUGUAGGACAAAGAGAUUUCAUCUGUGGAUACAGUAUUCAAAAUUCCAACUACGGAGAAAGUUAAAGGAAGCUUGAACACAACACUGUUUUUUCCAUCACCCUCCCUAGCUUGCUUAUCAGAUGGGUGUGGGAAGCUGUUCUUGCUUCAAACAGAUGGCAGAACAAAGGAAGACUCUCAGAAUGUGUCUUGGAAAGUAGCAAUGGUGUAUCAAUUCAAUCGUCCAUCACUUAUCCUUCACACCAUUCAUUGUAAAGAAACAGGAUCUGUAAGCUGUUUGCUAUUGAGUAUCACUGACAAUGAUGCUUCCACCUCAGUCAAAGAUACCCAUGUUGUUCAUUUGGAGUUGAUUACAUUCUCUCAAGUGAAGUGUUUGUCAUCAGGGUCCAUCAAUUACAUCUGUGAGGAGAUACAACAUUUCACAGGUUACACUGCACCCAUGUAUGCUGCUAUUGAGCCUGGUUGUACUGCCAUCUUGGUGGCUAGUGAAAAGCCUUUCUCCCUCGUAAAAGGUAUUGUCAGACGUUUGUAUUAUUCGGAGCAGAAAAAUACUCUAAAACAACUUGCCCACUGGGCUAGUCACUUUGAAUUUUUCCUUGCCCCUACCUAAAUUCUACUUGCCUUAUUGCUGUAGCCUUACUGUGAAUCAGAUUAGGUGAUUCUAAAAAAUUUCCAUACCAUACUGCUAACAGCUUUCUUUUCAGAAUUUCCAGGACUAUCGGGUGUUCCUUAAACUGGAAAUUUGGAAGCAUGGAGAUACUUAUGACUGGAAUUCUGAAGUCAUUAAGGGUGGGGGGGGGGCGGUAGGGUUAGUAUCUGGAAUUUCCUCAAGGGAUGGACAAAGGUGUACUCCUUGAAAACGCUUACUUCAUGGACUUAAUCAGUUCACAAAUAAGAUUUUGUGAAAAUUUUUGGACUCUUUAGUAAGGAAAGUGUAUCAUCUUUUCAAAAUCUUUCAGCUUAUGAAGAACUGCCUCCAGCUCAAGACGUUGAAGAGAAAGCAAAUAAUAAGGAAAACAAUUCAAGGAUCCAGGCAUACAAGUGGUCACAGGAUAAUGAAGACGUAACCCUGAAAUUUGAAGUCCCUGAUGGGACUACAAAAGAAUCAAUAGUCUGUGAAAUAAAGACUGAUUCCAUGAGUAUUCGGAUAGGUGAAGAUAUCUUGUUAAGUGGUAUGCUAUUUGCAAAGGUGAAAUCCGAGGAAAGCACAUGGACUUUGGACAAGAACAGGUACUAGGGGCUUUUGACAUUAUUUCUUUGUCUUUUUACUGUAUGAGCUUAAUAUAGCUUUGCACUUUGAGAGUGUGUAUGUUUGUAACAACUUUUCAGUCAGUGUAUUACCUUUGGUGUUUUAGGUAAGCUUGACACUGUAUUUCAAAAAGGUGUGUCUCACUGUAGCAUUCUUUUCAGUUUUGAAACCAUUAGUUUCUUGAAUCCCCUGAUCAUUAAGUAGCCUAUACAGUGUUGAAUGUUUCUCUUUUACUGACCCUUUGGAUUUUGUGAGAUUUUAGUCACAACCUUUUUUGUGCUGCUAUUAGUUUGGAGGUAGUCCUUGUGAAACAAGCUGGGGAGCAUCACUGGAGCAGUGUUGUUAAGGGUGAUGACAGAGGAGAGUAUGUGCUGAUUGGAGAAGAAGCAGAGAGGGUGAAAGAGAUUCACAGCCGGCUGGAGCACCUUACAUCUGAUAAACUGGUAACUAAUAGUAUUGGCUGUUUUCAAACUGAGAGUGGCUGGGAUUACCAACAUGAGACCCACAUAGCAGAAAGAGCUAGUGACACCAAGCUUUACAAAAUACUCAAGUUUGGUAAUAAUUGGGUCAAUAAUUAGCCUGAAAUUCAUCCAAUUGCUUUGAUUCGUUUUCUCCUCUCAACAACGUCUGAAUCGACCGGCCGUUAAUGCCGUCCAGUGAUGUCAGUCACUACCCGUAAACGGGGUAGUGAUUUUGAUUGGUUGAUUGUCUAAACAUUUGCAUAAUUAUAUAUAAUUAUGAACAAUUUUAGCAGGAUUGUCGCUUGGUAUUCAGCGGAUUGCAUCCCUGGUAUUCUUUUGUUUAGCUUAAGGUAUCAUCCAGGGUAAAAACGCAUCAUUUUUCGAAAUUUUCAAUUUUUAGAUGAUUAAGUAGAGCUCAUCAAGAGCUUUCUUUUAAAAAGAAUUCCAGAAAAAAAUGUUUUUUCUGUGCAGACUUAUGGAGCGCAAAAGUUUUUUCUAUGCUAAUUAUUUUAAUUGAUCGUUGACAAGUCCUGUCAUAGCUAAUCACACAAUUUGACAGAAAUCGUGGUCUACAAGUAUAGUGCUUACAGUCUUUUUCUGGAUUUUGGAAGUGAAUGCCUCCAAAGAAGAAAAAAGAGCUUGUCCGUUCUCGUCCUUGACUCCUAGUUGAAAGAAGACGACAAAAUCGUUUUGCAAAGUGUGGGUUUCACAAUUAGCAGAGAGUGACAUGGGCUCCUACUACAAUCAAGAAAAAUGGCUAAAAGAUGACAAAGCUUCUGAAAAACCCAUUGAAACUACCACGAAAUUGAUUUUCAUGAGUUUCUUAGCGAGCGGAGCGAGCUUUUUAGGUCGCGAAGCGGCCAAGCAAGCAACAAAUUCGCGACCGGUCCCGCCCCAUAUAAAAAUCGGACGAAGGACUUUUUUGAAAGUCUAUUGUAGUGGGAGAGCAGCUUCAAGAAAAACUUCAGGAAGCGGUUUGUUGUUGAUUUUUCCAGGGAAGUGUCAAACUUUUAGAAAAUGUAUCGAGUAAAAGUUGGCUUGGCUCAAAAUGAAAACUGCCCGUCGCAAAUAACUAAAGAUGCUUUCUCGACAACAGAACGAUCAAACAGAGCAGAGCGUUCAAAAUAAAUUGUUCAUCUGUUGUUGGGUUUCGUUUGUAACCUUUUCCUGCUGUGUCACUAUUGUUGUCCCUUUUCUGGUAUGCAUCAACAUUGACAGCUUUGGUGUUAUAAUCUGUUAUAAUCUCAUCACGGGCAUCUACGCCACCAAAAAUCUUUUUCCCCUGUUUUCUCGAGAUGAAAAUCAGAGCAAGUUGAGGGUACGUUUUAAACUCCAAGUCGGCAACCCGUGAACCAAUUUGGCUGAAAUUUGGCCAGCUUACUGUCAGAUAGUUUUUCUAAAAAACCGUGUCUGCGAAUUUUGAUUUCUUUUUUCGUUUUCAAGUAAGAGUAUUUUUUUCACAGGUAGUGCUAAUGAUUUGCUAUCCAUAACUUCAACUGCUUAUAACAAAAGAACAAAACCACUUAACAAAAAUCUGAGGCACGGUUUUUUAGUCAAACGUGUUAAGAAGCGAAUGCGAUCUUAAUUGGCUUCUUCUGUUUAUUUUUGGCUGGCCUGGACUUAAAUUUACAGCGACACCCACUUUCACAAAAAGCUUCUCAUUUCUGAAUCGCGUUAAUAUUUUGAUUUUUUAAAAGGAAUAAGCAAUAAUCUGGAACUAUUAAGCUUUCAGAAAAUGUACGGUUUAUGGGGGUAUUUAGUAAAAGCAAAAGCGCUAGCGCCGAUCAACGCGGAGAGGGUGCUUAAGGGUGGAUGAUACCUUAAUCUUUAUCUUAAACAGCAAAAUUGCCCUUGUCUUCGAAACUGAAAUGCUAAAUUGAACUGCGAAUGAAGAAUCAUUGCGGAGAGUCAGUAGGUUUUUCAUUUAGAGCCGCUUUGUGGUUUCGGUGGCCGGUGACUUUGUUUAUGCGAAGUUGUCUGAGAUCAGUGUUAUAAUUCGACCUUCUUGCUAUUUUUACCGUCAAGUGUAAUGAUUCUGUUAGCUAUUCUUUCUUGUCUCCUUGUUUUUUUCUUUGUUAAGGACCAAAUAGCUUCUUUUCAAUUAAAGCAAAUCAUUGUGUUUUUGAACUAAGUGUUCCGUGUGUGUGUUUAUUUCAUUGCGUGAUUGUGACUGAGUUUGAUUAUAGAAUUUAGGACAACCGGUUCAGAGUUGUACUGCAUGCUGUUGAUAGUUUGAACAUUAAACAUGAAUUACGAUCAAAAAAAUAAAGCAGUUCUGUAUCAUGCAGACAUUUCCAAACGAGAUUUCUCGGUUUGUCACUUAAAAAUCGUGUCUUACUUUUUGCAUGAAUUAAAGCAAAGGUCAAGGAGUAGUGAUGUCACUGGACGGCAUUAACGGCCGGUCAAUUUAGACGUUACUGAGGGAGUAAUAACGACUCAAAGUAAUCUGAUGAAAUUCAGGCUAGUCAAUAAUGAAAAUUUAUCAAUAAUUAUAUCGGGGGCACCCAAUGACUGUUUUCUGCAAAAAAUCUGUUCGGAGACGGUAAAUUUUUUUUUGUUGCUUGCAGGUAGUCCCCUUCAGUUUGAAACCAGGCAAUUUAGCACAUUGAAGAAGGGCAGCAGGGAAACAAAAACAACAAAGUUAGGGGUACAGACAAGGGUGUUGUUUCAAAUUGAGUCAUGAAGUGUGUAGCUGAAUUUGGUGAACAAAACUGAGAUAUGUAUAACAUUACAAUUACCCUAAAUGGAAUAUCUGAGACAUAAUAAAAGAUCAAUUUUUUGCUUGAUCAAACUUUAGGUGGAGGAUUCACGAGAGAACAAGAUGUCUUUUACAGAUCAACAGUUGGAAGAAUGUGAUGCUUUUCCAGAGGAUGUCGAGUACAUAUUCAGACUGGACGUUAAGACUGGAGAAGUAACUCAUAAAGUAAGGCAAUAAACUUUAAUCUCUGAUAUAAUAAUAAUAGUAAUAAUAAUAACAAUAACCAUUACUAUCAUUACUAUUGUCUAUUUAGUUCUGAGCUCUGGCUGUUCUCAUGCCAACGUACAUUCCAAGGGAGCUAGUUGUAGUCAAUGACCACGGGUCCCUUAAGGACACUCUCCUGGUACUUUGAAGUCAAGCACCCUCCUCAGCAUCCUGGCUGUUCCUAAAAGCAUAGUUUUCUGUAGCAGUCUGAUCCUAACCCUGAUCCCCAGUUUUUUAACCAUUGUCCAAGUUUCUUCGUAACAUUUCCAAGGACCCCUACAACAACAGGUACCAUGUCCAUGUUUUUCACACCCCACAUUUCUCUAAUUUCUCUCGUCAAUUCCUGAUAUUUUCCAACUUUUUCCAAUUAUUAUUAUUAUUAUUAUUAUUAUUAUUAUUAUUAUUGUCCAACCCUCCAAGUUAAAGUUUUUGCUUAGUCGCUAUUUAGCAACCAACUCUUGGUUUAGGGAGACUUUUUUACAAAUUAUCAAGUCUCCAGCUCCAAAAUUUUAGGUGCCAUGGCAACCAAAAUGGUCGCAACUUGGAGGGUUAUUAUCAUGGAUAGCAAUGUAAUGUUUAUUGAAAUGUUGCCAGCUUCAAAGGUAUUAAAGGUUUGCAUCUCUAAUAUUUUUUCAAACUUUAUUUCACAUUAGGUUUGCCUAGCAAUUCACCAGUGGAUAUUCAAUGCCUCACUAGACCCAAACCUUCCUCCAGCUUUCUGUAUACGCCAUGAUGUUGAUGCUCUUCUCUGGCAACCCAAGUCUCACUCCAGCAAUGAGGACAACUGGGUGCACACUGGAACAUUUAAUGCGCUUGGUUACGUACAGGCAGCUAAACGUGAUCGAAAGUUCUCUACUUGUGCUCCAGAUAUGUCCUUUGCAACACUGUGUGAUUGUACCAGGCACGUGUACAUUUACCGACAACCUGAACAAGGAGCUAAGCAUGCCAGCCAACAUGUAGUGACACUGACAACUUCUGAUAAUGAAAUCCUGGGGCUUCAAGCCUCAAAUGGAAAAGUUUUUGUCUUGACUAAACAAAGUUUGCAUGUUAUUACUGUUAACUAAAAACAAAUUGUUUUAGGUAGCUUAGUAACUGAUAGGAAACGUCCAAUUCCCAGCCGUGAAGUUAAGUUGCAACUUAAGUAAGUUUCUUUUAUUUAAGGAAAAACAACAACAACAGCAACAAGACUCUUCUGGUCACUUUGUAAUACUUCUAUGGAAAGGAAACAAGAUUGACUUUCAAAAGCUGAAAUCUGAAGUUAGCAAGACAGAAACCAAUGGCCAUUUUAUUGCUAUGAUGCUGGGAACUUGUUGUUUUUUUUUAUAUAUCUUUUAUAUGAUAGAGUAGUAAAAAAUACAUGUUUAUAAAUAUACAUAUGACAAUAAAAUUGUCCAUAGCUAAUUGUUCAUGAAUGAUGAAAUGGAAACAAUGUUAAGAAAAUCAAGCAAGCCAUUGGGGAAGAGGCAGGGAGUAAGAUUUCAAAUACCUGGGGCCAAUUUAUUAAAACUUUUACAAAUGUAAUUUUGAAAGUCUGAAAACAAUAGCUACAGUUGUAAAUUAAACUUGUAAAAAAGUUUCAUUAAAUUGGCCCCUGGGCAGCUGAAUAUGUUCUAAGGAAAGAGACAUAAAUGUUUGCAAAGCACUGGCCUGCAGGGAUUUUGUUACCUCUGCGUCCCGGGUCCCUGACACAUAAAAAUCCCCAAAGAUGCAAAAUUAUUGUGGUAGGCAUCCUGUAGGAUGUAAAGAUCGAUUGAUCGAUCUGAAGAUGUUUUUGUACAAUAACAUUUGUGAUUUCUGUGGCUGUUCUUGUGGCCUUUGUUAAAUGAAUCUUAUUUCUUUUAGUCUUUGUUGUGCUUUACAAUAGAAGGAGU
Porites lobata is the source of this 7989-nucleotide messenger RNA. Lineage: Eukaryota; Metazoa; Cnidaria; Anthozoa; Scleractinia; Poritidae. The record is from the annotation of a GenBank genome assembly.